GUUACCUGAGAACGUCGCCGUGCAGCCAACUAAGUGCCUACGUCACGUUUGAACUCUAAGUAGUUUUAGGAUUCCAAUCGAAUUUCCGCAAAAGUUUCUCAGAUUUUCGCACCGCCAAGGCCCAGACGGCGACCCUGCGGCAGGCCCUUUUCGCCUUUCAACUUGCUCGCUUGAAAUUUAGUGGGAAAGGUGGCCGGAGUGACAAAAGUUGGUUUUAAAUUGUUGGAAUUUUAGGUGUGUAUGGUAUACGGUGCUUCAGCUGUGCGGACAGGAACGUUGUGCGAAUAACUGUGCUUGUGGAUUUCUUAUUUUUUAUGGCGCUUCUCCUGCCUUAAUACAGAUCUGCUCAACCAAACAUGCUAGUCACCAUCGAAACAACUAAGAAAGCGUUAUAACAGUCAAAAAGUAACUUCUCGCGUGAUUCUACGAGAAAAAUUCGCCAUGUCUGAAUCCACCCCAAUCUGUCGGUGCCGCGUCCUCUACUUGGGAUCGAGCGUGCCACAACAGACCAAGGACGGCCUCCAAGGUAUCCAGGAGCCGCUGCAGGAACUGUACCCCGACCAGGGGGCCACUGGAGCUAGAGGCAUAGAUUCUUGGUUGAGUGUGUGGUCGAAUGGGAUCCUUCUCGAGAACGUCGACGAGAACCACAAAAAGAUCACACGGUUUUUCCCCAUAGAAAGUCUGCAUUAUUGUGCGGCAGUAAGAUAUGUUCUAGUCCCAGAAAAGAAUACGCUCCACAGUCCAAGUCCGCGCUUCCUCCCCCUGGACUCGCCAUUCGCUCGGGCGCCGAACCCCACCCACCCGCCACUGUUCGCUGCCAUUUUGAGGAGGACCACGGGGAUAAAAGUACUGGAAUGUCACGCUUUCAUCUGCAAAAGGGAAGUCGCGGCGAACGCCCUGGUUAGAUGCUGUUUUCACGCUUACGCCGAUUCGUCCUACGCGAAGCAAGUGGAUACCGCAGGGAGCAUAUACGGGACCCUCGCCUCGGAAAGGCUGACUAGCAAAGAUAAGAUCGAAGAAUGGAAGAUGAGCAGAUCGCACUCGGGCUCAACGAUGACGCUGAACACGAUAGCGAACGCUAAAGACGACAUCAGCAUCUACAACGGCGACGAGAACCACAAGGUGUGGGCCGGCUCCCAAGACAACCUGGACGGCAUCUACGACGUCUACUCCACCAGCACCAUAUCCAGGCCGUCCAGGCCCCGGCAGAUAGCUCAACCGGUGGCGGUUCCUCCGCCGCCGAUGAAAGAGAAGAAGAAGAAGAGCAAAGGCAAGUCGUUGGGUGGUUCUAGGGAGGACCUGUACCACCCCCUGAUGAACGGGAAGGCCAGCAGCGUGUCGGGUACCAUGGUGAAACAGAAACAGUCCAUGCACCAGAUGAGUCCGGGGCCGCAGCCCAUCUACAUAAUGGCGCCCCAUCCUGGUACCCUUCCCAACCCGAAAUUUUUUAAACAUCACGGGAACACCUUUUCUCAUAGACCUCGAGGAAAAGUCCUGAUUCCAGCGCGACCCAUACCGCCGCCCAUGGUCCCUGUGGCCCCAGUCAUCAUCCCCACGGCAACCAUGCAGAAGACCAAGAAGAAACAAAAGCAGCACGUGGAGGAACCCAUCUACAUGCCCAGCAAUCGAGCUCUGAGUCCUGUGGCCAGUUACCAACCGGUAAAUUUCCCCCACGAAGCAUACUUGAUGCAGCACUAUGCUACCAUGGAGUCCCAAGGAAAGCAGAGGAAAAGCAGGGAAAAGUCCGUGGAGAAAUCGAAAUUGAACAAGAAGCUAGCGCAGAGUAUGAACGGUCUCGACGAUCCCAAUUUGGGGUCUGACGAGUCACCAUUUAAUACUGGGAUAUAUCGGAAAAAGGGGCACUUAAACGAAAGAGCGUUUUCUUAUUCGAUAAGACAGGAGCAUAGAAGUAGGAGUUAUGGAAGUCUGGCGAACUUGAAGUUUGCAACUCCAAUACCCAAUGGCCAUGACGUGGAGGACAGGGAAGAUAUAAAAAAGGAACGAGAAAUAAUGCAAAUGGUCCAGGACCUGGACCUCUCUGGAGACGAACUCGAAAGGUCUGAGGUACCCCGAGGAAUGUACGAGGCACGAGGAAUACCACCAGGUCCGGUCAUAGUAACAGCACCACAGAUGAAUGGAAGAGGGUUGCGACGAUAAGCACACAAUUAGCGUGAAGUGUGUUCUUCCAAACCAUAGCAUUUGGUCGACGUCUAGGGGCGUGUGCACACACCCAUUUCCCGCACACAAGUGAUUUAGAGAAACAAGUUUGUACACUAUCGUCCAAUAUAUACGUUAUCUAUUCAAAAAAAUGUAGUUAAUCUUACUAUAUUAUAAAUAUAGACAUAUUAUUUGUCGUAAUCCCACUGAUUUGUUGAUAAGAAAUUGAUAAGGAAAUGUUAUAGGUCUAGAUUUUUGUAGCAACUGACUUUUUAUGUUAAUAACUUAAUCCAUAAUUGAAAUACAAUAUGGAUAUUAUUUAUUUCAAAUUCUUAACGUGUUCUAUUUUAAGAAAUAUUGUUUUAAUAGAACUGAGCAAAGAGGACUUUCUAUUUAUAUGCUGUUGUAUGGUAGUUGUAAUAAUUAUUUAACACAAGACAUUCACACCUUGAUGUGAAGUAGAAAUUAAAAAAAAAAUUGUAAAUAUUGUGUUUGUGAAAAUAUAUAUUUUUUCUAAAUUUGCUCAAAUAAUAUUGUAUUAUAUAUUUUGGUUUAUUCUAGAGGUAGAGGAAAUUACUAUUAUACAUAUAUUUACCAAAUAUUCUUAAAGAUAACACAUUAUAUUAUAUAUUUGUAAAUAAUAGUUGUUUUUGUUUUAAUUAAGGCAUUAUACAUUGAUCUAAUUUUAAGGUAUCAUUUAACUGUGUCUAAUAGUAACUUAGAUAUGCAUUUUUAAUGAAUUCUGAAUAUUUGAAAGUGCCAUUAUUAAUGAAUUUGAAAACUACUAAAGAUGAACAAAAGUGGUAGAGCGGCAUUGUAAACACCAAGUAAACUGUCUUUUUUUAUUUAAUAAAGUAGAAAUUACAUUUAGUCGUACAUUAGUAUCUGUUUUAACUUGUAUUUUUGUAUAUAAAAUAAACAAUUCA
Molecule: messenger RNA, 3083 nt
Organism: Anoplophora glabripennis (Asian longhorned beetle)
Lineage: Eukaryota; Metazoa; Arthropoda; Insecta; Coleoptera; Cerambycidae
Exons: 7
Coding region: 442-2157 (571 amino acids)
Source: RefSeq, a predicted model, not a curated record